Cetraspora pellucida is the source of this 238-nucleotide messenger RNA. The record is from the annotation of a GenBank genome assembly. Lineage: Eukaryota; Fungi; Glomeromycota; Glomeromycetes; Diversisporales; Gigasporaceae.
UGACCAAUAUGAGGAAAGUGAUGAUAAUAUACUUACUUCAACAUUGGAAUUUGCUUCACCCUUACCUCUGACUAACACAACAGAACUUAAAUUACUUAAAGAUAGUGUUAAUUUGUUAGAUCCAGUAGAUAAUGAUUUAGGAGAAGAUGAUAAUAUAGAAAAUGAAAUUUAUUCUGACUUCAAAGAAACUAAUAAUGAAGAAUCAGAUAGUAAAGUAGAAUGUAAAAAUGAAGAUUAA